UUAUGUCUGAGGACAUGGUUGCGGAUGGAUAUGAAGACAUAAUGAACAUUGACAUUUCAUCAGUGGCCAUUGACAUGAUGAAAAGAAAAUAUGAGCACAUACCUCAGCUGAAAUACAUGCAAAUGGAUGUUAGGGAUAUGAGUGUCUUCCCAGAUGAAUCAUUUGAAGGUGUCAUUGAUAAAGGAACUCUUGAUUCACUGAUGUGUGGCAAUGAUGCUCCAAUUAGUGCUGCUCAAAUGCUAGGGGAAGUGAGUAGGCUUCUUAAACCUGGAGGGAUCUAUUUGUUGCAGAUAACCUAUGGUGAUCCUACAGUAAGGAUGCCUCAUUUGAUCCGGCCAGUGUACAAUUGGAAAGUUAAUUUGUACAUUAUACCCAGACCAGGAUUCCAAAGGCCUGAAGGUUGUAGUUCAUCAAUAAAGUCAUAUUUGGAACCUAUUCCUAUCACCGAGAAGGGCUUACUUCCAGCUGAGUUUGUUUUGGAAGAUCCAGAUUGUCACUUUAUAUAUUUGGAGCACUGAUGAAGGUAUAAUGGUCAUCCUUGGGUGUCUGACGGACAAAGGAUUCUGUUCAAUGUAUCUGCCUGGAUUUUAGGGAUGAAAAUCUAAAACAAAAAACCCAAUAAAAUAAAAUCCUCCUGAGAAACCAUAGACACAUUAUCCCCAUCUUUGAUUUCUUUUAUUGUAUCAGUAAGUAGCUACCAAAACAAUUACAAAAAUAGAUCUGUGAUAUUAAGUUCAUGGAGAUGUGAUGGUUGUUUUGGCAUGCUGGUUGCUAGAAUGCAUCAUUGUGUCGAUCCUCCAGUUUGUUCAAGUUUACAACCAGUUUUUAUUGAAAAUUCUUUCAAUCGUGGACUUGUUUGUAUAUCAAUCAGGAUGCUCGGAAUGAAGGGCAUAGGAGAUUGAAACAUAAGCUUGUAUAUUCCAAUGAAGGUGGUUGCCCCUGCGCGUAUUUGUGUU
This is a messenger RNA of Prunus avium (sweet cherry), 956 nucleotides long. NCBI's taxonomy places the organism in Eukaryota, Viridiplantae, Streptophyta, Magnoliopsida, Rosales, Rosaceae. The record is from RefSeq and is a predicted model, not a curated record.